AUGAUUUAUUUUAGUGGUGAUCGUACGUCAUCUAUUGAAGGAACUGCCACACUCGCUUCUAAAAAUGGUGAUGCGAUUUUGGACGUAGAAUUCGAUAUUAUAGGUGUUCCUGUACAUGCUCCUUAUAAUGUUAUUAGUACCGAUUAUACCAGUUAUGCAGUUGUAUAUUCUUGCUCAGAAAUAUUGGGAAUUACCUACUCAAGUACUUCUUGGAUUUUAACGAGAGAACAAAAUCCACCUGAAAGCUUAAUCAAAAAAGGCUACUCCAUACUUGAAGGACAAAAAAUUAAAACGGAUUCGUUAAAGAAAACUAAUCAAGAAAAUUGUAAUUAAAACGAUUUUUUUGGAACAUCCAAAGGAAAUUAAUAAAUAAUAGAAACUAAUUAAAAACGAUUUUAUUUUGAUUUAACUAAGUUUAUAAUGAACAUCUAAAUGAGUUUUAAAAUUAAAUAGAAGCAGAUGGGCUUCAGAAUAAUAUUCUUACUAAAUAGUAUAUGUUUAACUGCAUUCUGGAUGUAUGAGGUAGGGUGAUUUUGAACUUAAUACUUUUUAUAACUUUGUAAAAAGUUAUUAAUAUAUAUAGCUCCUUAAAAUAAUUUCUUUAAA
Molecule: messenger RNA, 606 nt
Organism: Psylliodes chrysocephalus
Lineage: Eukaryota; Metazoa; Arthropoda; Insecta; Coleoptera; Chrysomelidae
Source: the annotation of a GenBank genome assembly